Messenger RNA from Aspergillus calidoustus, 780 nucleotides. NCBI's taxonomy places the organism in Eukaryota, Fungi, Ascomycota, Eurotiomycetes, Eurotiales, Aspergillaceae. The record is from the annotation of a GenBank genome assembly.
AUGACAGACCUUCUAGAUCUCGCCAUCUGCUCAACCUGCGGGACACAAUUCACGACUCCUUCGAACCCCACUUCCUGCAAGAUCUGCGACGACCCACGACAAUACGUUCCACCAACAGGUCAGUCCUGGACUACACUGCGCACACUCCGCGACUCCCAGAACCCCUCAUACACCAACGUCUUCACUCCCGACCCGAUUCACAAAGACGCUCUGAUCUCCAUUCACACUGAGCCAAAGCAGGCGAUCGGGCAGAGGGCGUUCCUGUGUCGGACGAAUUUAGAGCGACCUUCGGGUUCGGGGACGUUUAACCUCUUGUGGGACUGUAUCACGUACAUUGACGACGAGACGAUUGCCCGGGUCAAAGAGCUCGGUGGAAUCGAUGCGAUCGUCAUCUCGCAUCCACACUACUAUACCACACAUUUGCUCUGGGCUAAGAUAUUUGAUUGCCCUGUCUAUUUGUCCGCUGAAGAUGAGGAAUGGGUGGUUAUCCGUGGGGAGAAGCAGGUGUUCUUUACGGGAGGAGAGUUGUGCUUCACCGGAGCAAAGGCUUGGGGUAAUAAGGCAGUAGGGAGCGAGAAGAGAGAAGGGGAGGCUGAGCUGGUAGUUAUCAAGACGGGUGGACAUUUCCCUGGUAGUACGGUGCUUUGGUGGAAGGAGCUGAGGACAUUGUUGAUUGCGGAUACGAUUGCGGUUGUGCCCAGCGCGAGGUACUGGGUCGAUAGGCUGCCCGGGACAGCGUCGUUUACCUUCAUGUGGUCGUAUCCUAAUAUGGUAUGUUGA